AUGGCGGGGCAUGGACUGCGGCUGCACAUGUGGCUUCGUCUCAGGUCUGCGUUGCUUUUCUCCUUGAGCUUUGUCAGGUGCGCCAGUGUGGAGUUUGCACUGGGAGCUCUUGCCGACGACGUUCAACUUCACGCGGCAGCAGCUGCAGCCCUCAUCGACUACCAGAAAAAUUUCAAUGCUUCUUUGGCUGCUCGGCUAGGCCCUCCAAUCAUCCAGAUCCCUGGUGGAGUACAUCCAAAUGCAAGCAUGGGAGCCAUCAGGUUGAACAUGAAAGACGAUGGUAGCUCGGACAAAACCGGCAUGGUCGCCACGCCAGUUGCCACACUGGGAGGUGUGCGGCAGAUUCCCCAAAUUUCUUGCUGUGCAAAAAGCCCCAAGUUGUCCGACAAGAAGGAAUACCCUUUCUUUAUUCGAACGAUGCCGCCGGACACCUUCCUCGCUACUGCCAUUUGGCAUUGGGUUCUACACUUCAAUGUUGCAACGGCAGCUUGUGUUUAUUCCGACGAAGGCUACGGGCAAAGUCUCUUUGGAACUCUGAAUGAUCUUGCUCGCGCCAACGGCCAGCAAGAUCGCAUACAGGGGCAGGGCUUGGGACAGAUGCGACGCGGAUUCGAUGGAGAACAAGCUCGCAAAGUGAUAAAGCUUGUGAAGCAGAUAGGAUCUCAUUUUGUCAUUCUUCUUGCGGCUGUCUCCGUGGCUGAAGGUCUCCUCAACAUCCUUGAGGAGGAGGGUAUGCUGACGCCCGCUUGGCAAAUCCUGUCGACGGAUACUUUGCUAGCAGCUUCAGGCAGAACCGUGGGUUACAUGUACCUAAGACCCGCUGGUGACGGCGCAAAGGUCCCAGAGCUGCAGCAGUUAUGGUCGCGGCUUUCACCACGUGACAUGCAAGCCACGGAUCAGAUGCAACUACCUGCUGGCCUUGUCGGGGAUGAGAUGUUCGAUGAAGGCGACGCAAUCUUCAACUUCGACUCAGUCUAUGCAUACUUCAUUGCCAUCAACAACCUCCUUCAUUCGGGCAUGGAUGCCACUGAAGUCCGCGGCCGCGCGCUUUACGAUGAGAUGAGCAGGCUACGAUUCAACGGUGUGUCAGGUGAUAUGAGCUUCGAUAGGAACGGUGACCGGCUGGGAGUGUUUGAGCUCCUGAACACCCAGUCCGAUGGCAGCAUCGUUUCUGUUGCCUCCUUCAGUGCUAAGACAUUGAAUUUUACAGUUACAGAUCCUUUGACAUGGAUGGAUGGGUCAGUCGGGUACUCCCCGCCGCCAGACAUGUAUUCUUGUGAUCCGGGCUUCUACCAGGAGGAGCAAACAAGGCAGUGCAAGAGAUGUCCGCAGGGGAACUUCUGUGAAGGAGGGCUGACAGGUCCUCUGAUUCCAUGCCCCAGAGGCACUUUUGCUCCUGACGUGGGCAUGACCAAUUGCACCGCUUGCCCGAAGGGCAGUUUCGCCCUGGAUGCCGGCGCAGCGGAAUGCGUUUCGUGUCAGCCUGGCACAGAGGGGCCUUUCGAAGGCAUGGAGAUAUGCAGGAGCUGCGAGGUCGGCUUCUUCAUGCCAUUCUCGGGAAGCAAUCAAUGCCUGCCUUGCGGCAAGAAUCAGAUCACCCCAGGGCUGGGCUCCACCAGCGAAUCUGAUUGCGUCUGCGCGGAGGGGUCCUUCAUGUGUCCAUCUGAAGGUUGCAUCCCAUGCCCCACGGGGCUCUUGUGUCCGGAGGGCUUAGGCCCCCCCGAGCAGGCUGCCGGCUUUUGGACAGAUUCAAACGCUUCACAGUGCGACUUCUCCGUUUUGCGCUGCAGAGACCGGGCUGAGUGCCCUCAAGGACCUUUGGGACGUUGCUCCGAAGGCCGGGUAGGCCAGGCGUGCAACAACUGCGAGCCAGGCUACUACUCUCGAGGCUCCACGUGUGAACGUUGUCGGGAAGGGGAUACCAUGCCGGUGAUCUUGGUCUUGAUCCUGCUCCUGGCCCUUUUGGCUUUUGUGAGCAACUCCAAUUGGGAUCCAAGUCAAGUGAGUCUGAACACCGUCACAGCGGCCUCGGUAACCAGCCAGCUGCUCAUGGCCAUCCAAUCUCUGGGCUCGAUCCGAGACUGGGGAGUCAAGGGGCAGGAGCCAGUGGCGACACUUAUCAACCUCACGAAGUUGGUGAUGUUCGACUUCCAUUUCAUCCGAACUUCCU
Molecule: messenger RNA, 2170 nt
Organism: Symbiodinium pilosum
Lineage: Eukaryota; Dinophyceae; Suessiales; Symbiodiniaceae
Source: the annotation of a GenBank genome assembly